AAUCGUUUCCUUUACGACCGACAUACAUCUUUUCGGUUUUGCGCUUUUUCUGGUUGCGAUUGUGAGUGUGGUGUUGAAUUUUGUGUUGAACCCGUCGAAACCGACGAAAUAAGCACGUAAAUUUGAUGGAAUGACUGGUUGGGAAGUUUGCUGUUGACGGUCUGUACGAGAAUAAGUGAGAAAAUGGCAACUCUUGGACAUCAGGCAGCUGCGGCUUUGCUUGAUUUCACCCAGAAGCUCGACAUAAAUUUGCUUGAUACGGUGGUUGGUAGCAUGUAUGAAGGGAACGGAGAGACGCAGAGGAUCGCGCAGGAGGUGCUCACGACGCUGAAGGAACACCCGGAUGCCUGGACGCGAGUGGACACGAUUCUGGAGUUUUCCAAUAACCAACAGACCAAAUAUUACGCCCUUCAGAUACUCGAACAGGUUAUAAAGACCAGGUGGAAAGUGCUGCCGCGGAAUCAGUGCGAAGGCAUCAAGAAGUACAUCGUUUCGCUGAUUAUAAAGACCAGCUCGGACCCGGAAACGCUCGAAGCCAACAAAACCUAUUUAAAUAAAUUAAAUAUGAUUUUAGUACAAGUCUUGAAACGCGAGUGGCCUAAAAACUGGGAGAGCUUCAUCCCGGAUAUCGUCGGCGCGAGCAAAACCAACGAGAGCUUGUGUCAGAAUAACAUGAUCAUUUUGAAACUGUUGAGCGAAGAGUUGUUUGAUUUUUCGUCAGGGCAGAUCACGCAGACCAAAGCGAAACACCUGAAGGACACAAUGUGUCAGGAAUUUUCGGCGAUUUUCCACUUGUGUCAGUUCGUCUUGGAAAACUCGCAAAAUCCGCCUUUGGUCAACGCCACCCUCGAGACUCUCCUGCGGUUUCUAAACUGGAUUCCGCUGGGGUACAUUUUCGAAACGAAAUUAAUAAACACGUUGAUUUAUAAGUUUCUAACUGUUCCUAUGUUUCGAAAUGUUACGCUUAAAUGUCUAACUGAAAUAGCAGGGGUUACCGUUAGUAAUUACGACGAUAUUUUUCUCACUAUGUUUACGCAGACGAUGGCUCAGUUGGAAAUUAUGUUGCCGCUGAGCACCGACAUCAAAUCAGCGUACGCCGGGGGCCAAGACCAAGAACAGAACUUCAUCCAGAAUCUCGCUCUGUUCCUGUGCACGUUUCUCAAGUCGCACGGGAACCUAGCGGAAACCGCGGGUCAAGUGGAAGCCCUAAAGUACGCCCUACGCUACCUAGUUUUAAUAUCAGAAGUAGAGGAAGUCGAAAUUUUUAAAAUCUGUCUCGAGUAUUGGAACACUCUCGCGUCGGAGCUAUACCGAGACGUCCCCUUCUCCGGUUCUUCUCCGAUUUUUUUCGGAACCCGGCGGGCGCUCUACCAAGAAGUAUUGAACAAAGUCCGGUAUAUAAUGAUUUCGCGAAUGGCUAAACCCGAAGAAGUACUAGUCGUCGAAACCGACAACGGCGAAGUCGUCCGAGAGUUCAUGAAAGACACCGACUCGAUAAACCUCUACAAAAACAUGAGAGAAACCCUGGUAUACCUGACUCAUCUCGACUACGCCGACACGGAACGGAUAAUGACGGUCAAACUCCAGAACCAAGUCAACGGAAGCGAGUGGUCCUGGAAGAACCUCAACACCCUAUGUUGGGCUAUUGGUAGCAUAUCGGGAGCGAUGCACGAAGAAGACGAAAAGCGUUUUCUCGUCACCGUGAUCAAAGACUUGCUGGGUUUGUGCGAGCAGAAACGAGGCAAAGACAACAAAGCUAUCAUAGCUUCCAAUAUAAUGUACGUGGUGGGCCAGUACCCGAGGUUUCUGAGGGCGCACUGGAAAUUUUUAAAGACUGUCGUUAAUAAACUGUUCGAGUUCAUGCACGAAACGCACGACGGGGUUCAGGAUAUGGCUUGUGAUACGUUCAUCAAGAUCGCGUUGAAGUGCAGACGACACUUCGUCACGACGCAAAUCGGCGAAUCGUGCCCUUUUAUCGAGGAUAUAUUGAGUUCAGUUUCGACUAUUAUAUGCGAUUUGCAGCAGCAGCAGGUUCAUACGUUUUAUGAAGCUGUGGGGUACAUGAUUUCGGCGCAGCUGGACACUGCGACGCAGGAGGCGCUAAUCGAAAAGUACAUGAUGCUUCCUAAUCAGGUUUGGGAUGAUAUUAUUAGUCAAGCCAGUAAGAAUGUGGAUAUAUUGAAAGAAAUCGAUGUUGUUAAACAAUUAGCUAGUAUUUUAAAGACAAAUGUUAGGGCCUGCAAAGCUUUAAACCAUGCGUAUGUGCUGCAGUUAGGGCGAAUAUAUUUGGAUAUGCUUAACGUGUAUAAGGUUAUGUCAGAAAAUAUAACAGCAGCCAUUGCAUUGAACGGCGAACUAGUAACAAAUCAACCACUAAUCAAAGCCAUGAGAGUGGUAAAGAAAGAGACUUUAAAAUUAAUAUCAGACUGGAUAUCGAGGACGCACGACCAUGUCAUGGUUUUGGAAAAUUUCAUACCUCCAUUUUUAGAUGCCGUAUUACUAGACUAUCAAAGAACGGCCGUGCCGUCGGCGAGAGAACCCGAAGUUCUCAGCGCUAUAGCAACCAUAGUUAACAAAUUAGAAAUGCACAUAACAUCAGAGGUUCCAAAAAUAUUCGACGCCGUGUUCGAAUGCACGCUCGCAAUGAUCAACAAAGACUUCGAAGAGUACCCCGAACACCGAACGAACUUCUUCCUCCUCCUGCAGGCCGUCAACAACUUCUGCUUCCCCGCCUUCCUCAGCAUACCCCCGGCCCAGUUCAAGCUCGUGCUCGACAGCAUCAUCUGGGCGUUCAAGCACACGAUGCGCAACGUCGCCGACACCGGCCUGCAAAUUUUGCUCAAGCUCCUCCAGAACGUCGAGCAGUUCGAACACGCUGCUCCCAGCUUCUAUCAAACGUACCUCACCGACAUCCUGCAGCACGUGUUCUCGGUGGUCACGGACACGUCGCACACGGCCGGCCUGUCCAUGCACGCCACCAUCCUGGCGUACAUCUUCUCGCUGGUGGAGGCCGGCAGGGUCAACUGCCAGCUGGGGCCGACGCCGAACAACGUGCUCUACAUCCAGGAGUUCACGGCCACGCUGCUGCGCUCGGCGUUCCCGCACCUCACCGACAACCAGAUUAAAAUUACUGUGCAGGGGAUGUUCAACCUGGACCAGGACAUCCCGGCGUUCAAGGAGCAUAUGAGAGACUUCCUGGUGCAGAUUAGGGAGUACACCGGGGAGGACGACUCGGAUUUGUACUUGGAGGAGCGCGAGAAGACGCUGCAGACAGCGCAGGCCGAGAAGCGCCGAAUCCAGCUGUCGGUACCUGGAAUCCUAAACCCUCACGAGGUCCCCGAAGAGAUGCAAGAUUAGCAGUCUAACUUGUAGAGAACUAUUGUACACUAAUAAUCUAAAUCUUAUAAUUUAGAACGAUAUUUUUGUAUUUGUAUCAUCAUAAACUACGCUGCAUUGUUGUGUGCAGUCUCUAGCGAACGUGUUUUGUGCGAAUUGGAAUCCUGGAAAUUGCUUUCUGUUUGAUUUUUUUAUACACAAUAUAAUUUUAAGUAAAGUUGAAUUUUCUUUGUACUGUUAUACAUGUUUGCAUUUUUUUUUUUUUUUUUAUAGGAAAUGUAACUAAGCACAAAUGUGAAUGAGAGUCACUUGCGUUUAAGUUUGAAUGUAGCCGUUUUUUUUUGUGAAUGGAUGAUCGGCUUUGUGAUUGUUUUAGAUGAAGUUUACGUUUUAUCAGUUUACUAAAUGUUUAAAUUGUAACAUGAAUUUAAGUACUUACUGUUUCAGUUAACAAGGUACACGCAUUCAUUGAUCUAAUAAUUCGAAUUUGAUAGAUGAAAAAUUUGUACAUUUUUAUAACAAAACUUGUGUAUAAAAAAGUAUAUAUAAAAAUAGACAUUUCAGUUGUUUGCAUUUACUAUACAGUUAUUUUUUCGUUCGUCAGUUUUUAUAUCUAGACUGCUGUAUAUAAUGAAGCCAUUAUUUGGGUUGUGGUACGUUUGUUUUUAAGCAAAUUUGCCAGAUUUAUUUAUUACGUUCUUUUGUAUCAGUAUGUCAAAAGAAAUACACUUUACAUUAUUGUAUUAGAACUUAGUUGCGUUUUGUAUAAAUGCUUUUCAAAUUGCUUUGUCAAUCCAUUGAUAUAUUUUAGUCUAUAUAUAACACUGUACCUAAGGGUGGAGUCCCAAGGUACAAUGAUCUGUAGUGUAGUUGUUAAUAAUUUGUGAUCAAUUUCAGUAAUAAAAUACACAAAACUGAAA
Molecule: messenger RNA, 4256 nt
Organism: Zophobas morio
Lineage: Eukaryota; Metazoa; Arthropoda; Insecta; Coleoptera; Tenebrionidae
Product: exportin-1
Exons: 6
Coding region: 184-3357 (1057 amino acids)
Biological process (GO): protein export from nucleus; ribosomal large subunit export from nucleus; ribosomal small subunit export from nucleus
Cellular component (GO): nucleus; cytoplasm
Molecular function (GO): small GTPase binding; nuclear export signal receptor activity
Source: RefSeq, a predicted model, not a curated record